AUGAAGUCUGUAAGGAAACUUCAUCCAAGCUUAGAAAUAAAAGCACAAAAGGAACUGAACGAAGUACCAAGUAGAUCCUCUUCAGAUGUCCUAGUUCUAAGAGAGUGGCUCAAAAAGCAGCCACACUUAAAAAACGUGAAUCCAUCGGAUCAAUGGCUGAUGGGAUUUUUAAGGGGUAAUAAGUUUAGCCUAGAGAGGUGUAAGGAGAAGAUUGAUUUUUAUUAUACUCUGCGAACUGUGUUGCCUGAGAUAUUUCGCAACAGAGAUCCGCUGGAUCCUAUAAUACAAGAUAUUCUACAAAUGGGAUAUUUUCUACCCUUCAAAGACACAGUAUCGGAUGAUGCUACCCGCAUAUGUUUUGCCAGGAUUAACGAGACCGCUUCCAGACGUGACAUAAUUAACAUUGUGAAAGUGUUUUUCAUGAUUGCUGAAAUACUUCUCUUGGAAGAUGACAAUUUCAUAAUAGCUGGGCAGGAUAUUCUGGUGGAUCUGGAAGGGGCCGGCCUGAAUAUUUUCAAACAAUGGACGCCGGCAGUAGUAAAGAAGAUAAUAACAAGCGUAGAUAAAGCUUUUCCAGUGAGAUUCAAAAGUUGCCACAUCCUACACACACCACCCGGAUUUGAAGGUGCAUUCGCCCUGUUGAAGGCUUUUAUUAGUGAAAAAUUAGGAAAAAGGUUUUUCGUACACAGUAAAAUAUCUGAAGAUAUAUACAACAUAUUCCCGAGAGACGUAUUACCCAAAGAAUAUGGCGGGGACAAUGGAACACUACAGGACUUAAUUGAUCACUGGAAAGCAAAGGUAGAAAUUUAUCGUGAAUGGUUCCUACUUGAAGACGAACAGCAUUCAGAUGAGUCAUUAAGGCUAGGUGAACCAAAAACGACAUCGAGUUUGUUUGGAGUGGAAGGAUCGUUUCGAAAACUAGAAGUUGAUUAA
This is a messenger RNA of Pararge aegeria (speckled wood butterfly), 933 nucleotides long. RefSeq names its product alpha-tocopherol transfer protein-like. Gene Ontology annotation, molecular function: phosphatidylinositol bisphosphate binding. NCBI's taxonomy places the organism in Eukaryota, Metazoa, Arthropoda, Insecta, Lepidoptera, Nymphalidae. The record is from RefSeq and is a predicted model, not a curated record. The transcript is spliced from 6 exons. The coding region runs from base 1 to 933 and encodes 310 amino acids. Gene Ontology annotation, cellular component: membrane.